CUCGUGUGAAACAGCUAUCAGAUACAUUACACGAAAAGUUGAUUCGAUUCCAGUAGCUAUUGUUUUUCCCGAAAAUGUAUUCAACGAGCAUAUUUUUGGUUUUUGUCAGUAUGGACUUUCUGAUUACUUCUUCAAUAAUUGGGAUAUCAGUCGCAAAUGGGCAAGAUGAAAACGAUGAUGAAGACGAUGUUGAUUAUUCUGGUGAUUUGAUGUCAACUUUAGAGCCAACAUUAUUAGAUGAUACGAAAGUGCGGCUUGUUGACGGACCCACAAAGUAUGAAGGUCGUGUCGAGGUGUACGUAAAUGGACGCUGGGGAACAAUAUGUGAUGACCACUUCAACACAGAUGCCGCAUCGGUUGUGUGCAGAAUGCUGCACAUAAAUGUAACUGAUACCACUGUGAUACAGGAAGGUUAUUAUGGGGAAGGCAAUGGUACGAUCUGGCUAGUCGAUGUUCGCUGCUUAGGAUAUGAGUCAACCAUUGCUGACUGUGUUUAUCGUAAUUUGGGAAGUACCACCUGUGAACACUCUGAGGAUGUUGGAGUUAAGUGUACUACAGGUAAUGAAGAAGACAACGGUUCAGUGAACGCUAAACAUGAUAAUGAAGAUAUUACCGUGGACACGGCGGACCCUGAAACAGGGACAGUGACAUGCGCUGCAUCGACAGAAAAUGGCGUUGACUGGCCAGAAGCUCUUGAUGGGCAGAUAUUCCGAUAUAGAUGCAGUCAAGGAUACCAAGGCGAUAUUUAUCGUCGUUGUCAAAAUGGAAACUAUCUUAAUCCUGUUAACAAUUGCACAAGGAAGGCGAUACAGGAUUUAUAUGCCCAGGUGUUUAAUGGCUCCCUCUAUCCUUCGGAGGCUUUGUUGAAGUUAAAGCAGGAAACGAAUCGGCUGAGAACUGCUUACGAGAAUUUACCAACAGCGGGCGAUCUACAGAAAGUUAUCCGGAUCCUUGAAAAAGUCAUUGAAGACAUCGAAAUCAAUUCUGCUGAAAUCGAAAGCGAUACUGACAGUUUCUUCGAAGUUGCGAACAAUUUACUAAAUUGGAAUGCGACAUCCUCAUGGAAAAGUUUAAUUAAUGACAUGGGAGUUGGUGCCGACUCAUUAAUAAACAUAAUCGACCGUUUUAUAACGAAAGUUGUAAACUCUUCUAACGGUGAUUGGAACAAGAAGUUCGACAAGUCAAACUUGUUUAUAGAAAUAGGGCAGGUUGACAAAUGUGUAAACAUUAGUUUUCCGUCUGGUGCCAGUACGACCGAUCAGAUCGUCGUCGGCUGUGGACAAGAAAUCGGGAAAAGGGUAUUUAGCGGCGGCUUGUUCAAAAGUAUUUCGGGAAUGUUGCCUACCUCUUCAAACGAUGUCGACUCGUUAGACAGUUCAAUCAACGCUCCGGUCUUGUCCUUUAGCUUUCACGGACAUCACAACAAGACUGAGAACGUCAGGAUAAGCUUCCAUCUUUUUAAUAAUAGCCUAACAAAUCCGUCCUGUUCCUUCUGGGAAACAAAUCGAAGCGGGAAAAGCCUUUGGUCCUCUGAUGGAUGCCGUUUGGAACAAUAUGACAGGGAAAAGGGAAUCGUGUAUUGCCAGUGUAACCAUCUGACAAACUUUGCUGUUCUAAUGAGCCCCGCCAGUACUUCUGAAACGGAAACUGUUCACCAUCGCCGCCUUGGAGUUUUGUCAAUUGUGGGAUCCAGUAUAUCUAUAAUUGGCUUGUUUCUUACCAUCACGACCUAUGUAUACUUCUGGAGGGCAGUACGUUCGAAGAGGUCAGUUGUGCUUGUCAACCUGUAUACGGUUCUACUUCUGGCUAACGUCCUUUUUCUGGCAGUGGUCGACAGCACUUCACAACAUGCCUUGUGCACGUCCAGUGUUGUUCUACUCCACUACAUAUUUUUGGCUUCCUUUUUCUUGAUGUUAUCGGAAGGAUGCUUUAUUGCACAAAUGGUGUUUAGACCCCAUGACAAAAGGAACGCAUUACAAGCAUUGCUUGGAAUUUCUUACGGAAUUCCCAUGAUGGUUGUCAUUAUUUCUGCUGCGUCAUCUAAACUGAAAGGUUAUGGAAAUGACAAAUUUUGUUGGCUAAGCAUUGAUUCGGGACUUUUCUGGGCAUUUGCUGGACCGGCAUUGGCAAUCGUAUUUACGAACACCAUCAUCACAGUCGCUGUCAUCAAAAGGAUGUUUGUGACUUCUGCUUUGUCAAAACGAGGAGAUGCUGACAAGAUCAAGACCGGGCUACGUAGCGUGUGUGUCUUGUUUCCAAUUUUCGGGAUCACGUGGUCUUUCGGAGUGUUUGCUGUCAACAGAGAAACAGUCGUUUUCCAAUACCUCUUUGCCAUCUUCAACAGUCUACAGGGGGUCCUUAUAUUCGUUGUUCAGUGCAUUCUGGAUAGAAAAGUGCAGGAGGUGUUCAAAGCCAGGCGAGCCAGGUGGCAUGCACCAGAGGUGUCGAUCACUGCUAUCGAAAUGAAAUCGAAAUCCUUGGCUGUACCAAAAUCAAGUGUGAUGCCCACAGAAUUAACUGUAUAACUGACCAAUUUACAGACUACAAGUUUAUACUUACAGUAGAAUCUGUCAAUAAGUUGGUCGGAAUUAAAUUUUGGUUACUAUCGGGUAGAAAUCCCACUUAUGUAUGAGCUUCAUUAGAAGUACAUUUUAAUUGAAAAUACAUCUACAUUCUCUUAAAAAUGGACUUAAAAUAUUUUAUUUACGUAACUAUUUGGAAGCGAAGUUUAGCGAAAACAUGUCGUUUUUAUUUUUGAUUAUUUUUUCUUUAUAUGUUCCCAGUUUUAGUACAAUGAUGAUUUUUAUUAUGAAACUCUAUGAUCACACAGUCUUCAACCUUAUAUUUUUUAAGGCAGAAUGUGUGUGAUGCUCAUAGUUUCAAACAAUAACUGCAUCGUAUCUUUAAAAAGUGUUUUGCAUUAGGUACUCUAAAUUGUAUUCCUCCGUCUGCAGAUAGAGUUGGGAUCCCCAAUCAUUGAAGUACUUGGGGUUUACCUAUCAGUUUAUUGUUAUUUGUUUUAUAAUUAUGUUUCUUCAAGUUAAUGCAUACUUUGAUAAGAUUUACUUUUUACGUUUUUACCUGAUUCAGUAUUGUUUGAAUAAGAAUGAGGUGUGUGCACGUAAACUGGUUUAAACCCUAACAAUCCUUGAUAAACAUACCUAGUGUUUUUAUAUAGUAAAUGUGCACUGUGGUAUUUGGUGAGUUUAGUGCUAUUAUUCAAUGUUUCUUGUUUGUGAAAAUUUGGUUUUGUGUUAUAUGUCGUUGGAGUUUACCCUGUGCCAUUAAACGGGGUUUAUAACAUAAAGCGAUGUUUAAACUUAUGGCUACUGAGCUUGUUUCUGUAGUUUUUGCACAUAAAUAUUCAUUCAAGGUGAACACAUAUGAAAACGAAUUAUUAACUUGUUCCUACACUCUUUAAUGUUAAAUUUAGUUCAUUUAACAUUUUUAUGGAGACAUAUCAAGUGAUGAAUUCAACCGACUUAGUAAUCUUUGGCAUAUUUUUAAUUUAUAAUCGCUUAAGAAAGAUAAUAAUGAAAUCUAACGACGAGUAAUUGAAUUAGUUUGAAUUAUAAAUUACUCAUUAUCAUUUAAAAAAACAUAAGUGUUAUAUGCUUGCAUGUAUAACUUAGUAUUUAUUUUAUGUAAUUAUUUAUGUAUAUUUCAUUUGGAUUACUGUUUCCUUGAUUGCCAAGUCAGUAUCUAGUCAACUCCAAACAUAUUACAUAUGUAUUUCAGGAUACAUAGGUAUUUGUUGAAUUUAGUGCAAGAUCGUAUUUUAUUUCACGAGACUCAGUGUGAAUAGAAAGAAAUAAUUUCACGACGCAUUUACCUUAUUAUUGCAGUCACGAUCAGUGCAAAACAUAUGUUGAUUAAACAUAUCGUUCUAGUCAGUUGAAGUUUCUUAAGUGGAAUUUAAUCACCGUCAUCGUCUGAGCAGCAUUUGUAGUCUGACCGUUUGCAAGCUAGGGUUUUAAAGGUCGAAACAAUGAGAAGAUUGUUCACCACGCUACGUUGAUGACAUUAUGUUGAUGGAAUGUUAGUCAGAUUAUGUUUAUGGCUUGUUAGUUUGGUUAAUUUCCCAGUAAGGUCCGAGCUUCCUUAGACGACAGUUUGAAGAUUUAAAAGGGGAUACAAUCUUAGAACCAAGUGUUCGAAUAUUUGUGUUUUGCAUUUUGCUCAGAAUUUGUAAUUGUUUGUACAAACAUGAGCAAGUGAAAGAAAUUGUGCGACAAUGGUUUACUAUUGCAGCUAUCGAUAGUACGGUGUUUUUAUUUACAGAAAAUAUCUGUCUGAAGUCAUUUUUUUUCUUUAUUCAAUCACAAAUCAUUAUUUUAAUAAUUCUGAUGCUGCUGCAGUGCGGUGAUUCAUUGAAUCAGAGGGAAUUUACUACAUCCAAUCGUAAAUGCUUCUAUAAUAACAUUCAAACUAAUGAUAAACUUCUUGUAUUGUACAUUGAUUUACAUAAGCAUUGCUUAAAUUGAAAACAAAUGUUUAAAAAGCGACAACUGCUACAUUACUAUGACAUAAAUAUAUAUUUUUAUAUUAUUUAAAAUGAAAGUUGGCUGCGUGUUAUUUUGUGUUAAAAUUGCACUGAUAUAACCAAAAUAGCCUAACACAAAUGCUUAUUAUCAAGUUAUUUCAUUGUAUUUAAUAGACUGUUUAAUAUUUGUGUAUUAAUCUUUUAUUUUCGUUUUUCUUUGUACAUGCCUUUAUGAAAUAUUUAUAUAUAUAUAUAUAUAUGAGUAUUUAAGAUACACGCUUUUUCUAUCAGUUUUGUCAAAUCGCCUGAAUGUACAUGUAGUAAAAUACAUCAAUAAUGUUCUAGUAUGAAAGUAUAUAAGUCUAACAUGUAAAUUCGUAUUUAUGUUUUCAAAAUAUAAUAAAGUAAUCGC
This is a messenger RNA of Mya arenaria, 4895 nucleotides long. RefSeq names its product adhesion G protein-coupled receptor L3-like. The coding region runs from base 75 to 2525 and encodes 816 amino acids. The transcript has 25 exons. Gene Ontology annotation, biological process: adenylate cyclase-activating G protein-coupled receptor signaling pathway; cell surface receptor signaling pathway; negative regulation of angiogenesis. Gene Ontology annotation, molecular function: G protein-coupled receptor activity. Gene Ontology annotation, cellular component: membrane. Lineage: Eukaryota; Metazoa; Mollusca; Bivalvia; Myida; Myidae. The record is from RefSeq and is a predicted model, not a curated record.